Coniophora puteana RWD-64-598 SS2 is the source of this 3407-nucleotide messenger RNA. Its product is annotated as aconitate hydratase. The record is from RefSeq and is a predicted model, not a curated record. Lineage: Eukaryota; Fungi; Basidiomycota; Agaricomycetes; Boletales; Coniophoraceae. The coding region runs from base 8 to 2398 and encodes 796 amino acids. The transcript has 24 exons. Gene Ontology annotation, biological process: tricarboxylic acid cycle. Gene Ontology annotation, molecular function: 4 iron, 4 sulfur cluster binding; aconitate hydratase activity. Gene Ontology annotation, cellular component: mitochondrion; cytosol.
GCUCGCCAUGGCCGUCAGCGCCCUGAGUAAGGCUGCCCGGCCAACGCAGCGUCUCCUCCGCCGCGGCCUGGCCACCCACGUCCCUGUUCACAAGGACUGCUCCUCGAUCACGCCGCCCUAUGAGCAGCUGCUCGAGAAGCUCGCUCUCGUGCGCGAACUGCUCAACAACAGGCCACUCACGCUCGCUGAGAAGAUACUUUACAGUCAUCUCCAUGACCCUGCUAAGAGUCUUGCAGGCGGUGGUAAAAUCCGUGGUGAAAGCUACCUCCAGCUCUCCCCGGAGCGCGUCGCGAUGCAAGACGCUUCUGCUCAGAUGGCACUGCUCCAGUUCAUGAGCGCAGGGCUCCCUAGAUGCGCCGUCCCGACCAGCAUUCACUGCGACCAUCUUAUCCAAGCGGCAGAAGGCGCAGAGACGGACUUGAAGCGUUCUAUCGUUUCGAAUCAAGAGGUCUUUGACUUCCUGGAGAGUGCUGCCAAGAAGUAUGGUAUCGAGUUCUGGAAGCCUGGUUCGGGCAUCAUUCACCAGAUUGUCCUUGAGAACUAUGCAGCCCCCGGAAUGCUAAUUUUCGGAACAGACUCGCAUACUCCUAAUGCUGGUGGCCUUGGAAUGCUAGCUAUCGGUGUUGGAGGCGCUGACGCUGUGGACGCAAUGACUGGCACUCCAUGGGAGCUCAAAGCGCCUCAGGUUGUCGGCAUACACCUGACUGGGCAAUUGAAUGGUUGGGCAACGCCGAAGGAUCUCAUCCUCCACUUGGCAGGCAAGCUGACUGUCAGGGGAGGAACAGGUCGCAUUCUGGAAUAUUUCGGUCCCGGUGUCGCAAACCAGUCCUGCACGGGUCUGGCCACUGUUGCGAACAUGGGCGCUGAAGUUGGUGCCACGACGUCGACUUUCCAAUAUACACAGAACAUGCGUGAAUACCUCAUUGCAACGGGUCGUGCGCCGGUCGCACACGCCGCCGACAAGGCUGCUGCAAAAGGCUUCUUGCAAGCUGAUGAAAAGGCCGAGUACGACGAGGUCAUUGAGAUUGACUUAUCGAAACUCGAGCCCAUGAUUAACGGUCCUUUCACCCCUGAUUUGGCUACUCCGCUCUCCAAGUUUGGUUCCUUCGUCAAAGAACAAGGAUGGAAAGACGAACUUUCCGCCGGUCUUAUUGGUUCUUGCACUAACAGCUCUUACGAGGACAUGACACGUGUGGCAGAGUUGGCACGCCAGGCAAAAGAUGCUGGUCUUACCGCCAAGGUUCCUUUCCUCUGCACUCCCGGUUCUGAACAAAUCCGUGCGACCAUGGAGCGUGACGGUGUCACGAGCUGUCUGCAAGACGUUGGUGCUACCGUCUUGGCCAAUGCUUGUGGACCAUGUAUCGGCCAGUGGAAGCGCGAGGACUCCAAGAAUGAAGAGAAUGCCAUAUUGACCUCUUUCAACCGGAACUUCAAGUCUCGAAACGACGGAAACCGCCUUACGAUGAACUUCCUCGCGUCGCCCACAAUCGUGACUGCCAUGGCUUUCUCCGGGAAACUCUCAUUCAACCCCAUGCAUGACUCUAUCGACCUUCCCUCCGGCAAACCGUUCAAGUUCAGCCCGCCCGUAGGACAGGACCUCCCGUCGCAGGGAUUCGCUGCCGGCAACACUGACUACUACCCCAGCCCCACCCCUGAGCCCCAGCCUGAGACGAAGAUAAUCAUUGAUCCUAAGUCACAGCGAUUGGAGAUCCUCGAGCCCUUCACGAGCCACUUCGGAGAGGGCAACGGUAACACGCGUGGAAACGAGCUCCCUCCUCUAAAGGUGCUGAUGAGAGUGCGAGGCAAGUGCACGACUGACCAUAUCUCUGCGGCUGGACCAUGGCUCAAGUACAAGGGGCACUUGACGAAUAUCUCUGAGAAUCUUCUGAUCACGGCUGUGAAUGAUGAAAAUGGUGAAGUCAAUGUUGCAUUUGACCAUGAUCACGAUGCCUCUUCGUCAUCGACCGAUACGAUACCUGCUGUCGCCAAGCGCAUGAAGGCUCGCGAUCAACCCUGGGCUCUGGUAGUCGAUGACAAUUACGGUGAAGGCAGUGCUCGCGAGCAUGCCGCGCUGCAGCCACGAUUCUACGGCUGCGCUGCCAUUGUCGCCCGCUCGUUCGCGCGUAUUCACGAGACUAACCUGAAGAAACAAGGCGUUCUACCUCUCUGGUUCGCUGACAAACGCGACUACGCUCGCAUUGGCUCGGGAGAUGUCAUCGAGACUGUCGGCCUCGCUGAGUUGAUCGAGGGUAAGGCUGAUGCGACCGUAAGCCUUCGGGUGACGAAGCGUGAUGGCGGGGUCUUCACCAUACCCACCAAGCAUACCAUGUCCAGCGACCAACUCGAAUGGCUCAAGGCUGGAUCCGCUCUUAACUACAUUAGAUCACAGCUGGCUUAAAAAUCCGUAGUAUUACUAGCUCCGAUUACGGGUAUAUACAAUGUCAUUAAAUGGCUUUAGUUUAAAGGGUACAUUGAAUGGUGCCAAGACUUCAUGUCGAGGUUAGAGUCUUUCCUAGAGAUGUGAGCUCUGAGGCGUUGAGAAGUUCGUGCUCCUUGAGGACAGAUAGCGCUCCUUUAGCGAGUGUUAUCACUGAGUCGGGCAUUCCGGCGAGCUGAGCAACUUUAAGGCCGUGGCUGUCUCUGUUCACGCCCGGUUUCAGACGAUGAGAGUACGCGAAAUGAUUGUCGUCGAUCUCUUCGAUCCCAGUGCAGUGGAAGCUUAUACCCUCAAAGGAGCCUCGCCCGUGAGAUUUGCCAUCGUAGCCGAGAAUGUCUGCUAGUUCGUGAAAGUGGGUGGCAAAGAGUGCUCGAGAACGAUUGACAGUCAAGAGAUGGUGGACGGUCGCAAAGGCAAUAGCAAGACCGUCCUUGAUGGUAGUGCCUCGACCCACCUCAUCCAUGAUAACCUGGCUACGAGGCGUCGCCCGCCGCAAGAUUUCUGCAGUUUCAAGCAUCUCGACCAUAAAGGUACUCCUAUCGCGGAACAGAUCGUCCUUAGCCCCAACCCGAGAGAAGAGUCUGUCCACGAUACCGACGACGGCCGAUUCUGCAGGGACGAAUGAACCGGUCUGGGCAAGAAGGGCAAUUAAUGCUACUUGUCGAAGCACUGUAGAUUUUCCCGCCAUGUUAGGGCCGGUGAUAACCUGCAAACGGGAGGCAUCGGUCAUUUCGAUCGAGUUCGGAGUGAAGACUCGUCCCGCAGCAAGAAGUCCCUUCUCGACUGUGGGGUGUCUACCAUCAACGAUUUCAAAAGACAUGUCGUCCGUUACCUGAGGCUUCACGAAUCCCAUCUCCUUAGCGAGCCUAGCGAAACCAAUCGUGACGUCUAGCUCGUCCAUGAUGCGCGAGUUUCGCCUGAUAUGCUCUGCACAGGCAGCUACCUCGUCGCGUAGCAUUCUGAAAGCUUC